Messenger RNA from Saimiri boliviensis boliviensis (Bolivian squirrel monkey), 1589 nucleotides. Its product is annotated as ras-related protein Rab-5A. Gene Ontology annotation, molecular function: GTPase activity; GTP binding. The record is from RefSeq and is a predicted model, not a curated record. Lineage: Eukaryota; Metazoa; Chordata; Mammalia; Primates; Cebidae.
GCCCGACAGGGGCGGCACCACGGCAGGAGCCCUGCACGGUCCACUGUGAGGGGAGCGGCGCGAAGAGCAGAUGCCGCCGCCGCCGCCGUAGACACACUCGUCCCGCAGGCCGCGCCUCGGCCUUGCUGCCAGGAAGCCUCGGCCCCGCAGCUUCGCUCGCUACUGUCUUAGGUUUCUUUACCUCCAGAAAGAAGAAGAUUGACCCCUUGAAUUCUGGAAGUUCAUUGAAGAGUCUGAAAUUAGGGAUUUAUUUCAAAUUUGGACAUGGCUAAUCGAGGUGCAACAAGACCCAACGGGCCAAAUACUGGAAAUAAAAUAUGCCAGUUCAAACUAGUACUUCUGGGAGAGUCUGCUGUUGGCAAAUCAAGCCUAGUGCUUCGUUUUGUGAAAGGCCAGUUUCAUGAAUUUCAAGAGAGUACCAUUGGGGCUGCUUUUCUAACCCAAACUGUAUGUCUUGAUGACACUACAGUAAAGUUUGAAAUAUGGGAUACAGCUGGUCAAGAACGAUACCAUAGCCUAGCACCAAUGUACUACAGAGGAGCGCAGGCAGCCAUAGUUGUAUAUGAUAUCACAAAUGAGGAGUCCUUUGCAAGAGCAAAAAAUUGGGUUAAAGAACUUCAGAGGCAAGCAAGUCCUAAUAUUGUAAUAGCUUUAUCAGGAAACAAGGCUGACCUAGCAAAUAAAAGAGCAGUAGAUUUCCAGGAAGCACAGUCCUAUGCAGAUGACAAUAGUUUAUUAUUCAUGGAGACAUCAGCUAAAACAUCAAUGAAUGUAAAUGAAAUAUUCAUGGCAAUAGCUAAAAAAUUGCCAAAGAAUGAACCACAAAAUCCAGGAGCAAAUUCCGCCAGAGGAAGAGGAGUAGACCUUACUGAACCUACACAACCAACCAGGAGUCAGUGUUGUAGUAACUAAACCUCUAGUUUGAACUAGCUGGAAUAGUCUUCUGCUUCCUAAAUGGUAAUAACAAUGGAAUUGGAGCAUUUAACCAGCCCACUAUGACUUCCAAAAGAAGAGACUUACGAUAGAGUCAAGUUUCUAAUACAGAAUUAUUUUAAGUGUUUCGAACUUAAUUUUUAAUAACAUGCAUGGGUCCCUCUUAGUAAUGUUUCAGCAAUAGGGAAAAAUGAGAACUAUGUGGACAUUUGUUUCAUUGGAAGGUUAGGGGAAAUAAUUUCCCAUCACUAGAAAUAUAGACAAAUGAGUGUCUGGACCCACACAGUUAACCAGCCCAUUUCUCCACACUGGUACAGUAGUCACCUGUGAAAAAAAUUUGGAACUUACUAAUUGGAGCUUUUCAAAAACAUUCUUUUUUUUAGAAGAAGAUUCUAAAGUUACUUAUGAUGCUUAGCUGUAGUAUUCAAGCAAAUGUUCAUUUCUCCUGGUACCUGUAUUUAAAUUGUACAUUCCACAUUUUAAUGAAUUAACCACAAGAAAAUAAUCCCACAUAUACAAGGUGGGGGUCGGGGGGCAGGGAAGAGUAUUAAUGGUAUCUAAAUUAUAGCCAGUCCUGUUUUUUUUAAUGGGGUAAAAAAAAAAUGCAACCCCAUCUUGUUCUAGGAAUUUGAGAACUAAUAAAUGCAUCUUAAUGG